Messenger RNA from Leucoraja erinaceus (little skate), 3317 nucleotides. RefSeq names its product dihydropyrimidinase-related protein 1-like. Gene Ontology annotation, molecular function: hydrolase activity, acting on carbon-nitrogen (but not peptide) bonds, in cyclic amides. Gene Ontology annotation, cellular component: cytoplasm; cytosol. Bases 200 to 2269 code for a protein of 689 amino acids. The transcript has 14 exons. Lineage: Eukaryota; Metazoa; Chordata; Chondrichthyes; Rajiformes; Rajidae. The record is from RefSeq and is a predicted model, not a curated record.
UUUGCAUCUAUGCAGACGCUAUUGCCUCCGUGUCAGGAGCGUUGCAUGAAAUCGCCUGUCACCAGAGGAUUCAUUGGCUUGCCGCAUGCUGACUGGGUUCCACUGGUUCCUUGUGAUUGCUUGUGUGGGUGUGCAAGGGUGUGAGAGUGUUGCGGCGAGUUGAGUGGGAGAAAGCGGACCGUUUCUCACUUUCUCAGACAUGGCUCGUCCGGGAAGCUUGUCUGAUGGUAAAAGACUGUGGAACAAGGAAGAGGAUCUGCCGGUGUACCUGGCCAGACCAGGUACCACCGCUCAAACCCCCCGGCAGAAGUACGGAGGCAUGUUCUGCACCGUGGAAGGUGCGUAUGAAAGUAAGACAAUAGAUUUCGAUGCCUACAGCGUGGGGCGACGCAGCUCCAAGGCCUCUAGGAGCGCCAGCCGGCAUGACAUCUUGUCCCCGGAAUCGGAUGGGAUGAGCGAAACUGCCAGCGACACCAGUGAGAUCUCCGGCUCGGUCAUCAGUUCUCCCAGCGAGAGGGAGGAGCGGGCCCCGCUGGAGAUCAGACCGGCGACGGCCAAAGCGCUGCUCCAAGGCUGGGAGCCAGGCAAGAAUGAUCGAAUUCUUAUUAAAGGUGGAAGGAUCAUCAAUGAAGACCGGUCCUUCUAUGCUGAUAUUUAUCUAGAAGAUGGGAUCAUAAGCCAAAUAGGGGACAAUCUAAAAGUUCCUACUGGUGUGAAAACCAUUGAGGCAAAUGGCAGGCUGGUUAUCCCAGGGGGAAUCGAUGCAAACACCUACUUGCUGAAGCCCCAUAUGAACACCACAAGUGUUGAUGACUUCUUUCAAGGAACAAAGGCAGCCCUGGCAGGAGGAACCACAAUGAUAAUUGACCAUGUUGUUCCUGACAAGAAUGCUACUUUGCUGACUGCCUUCGAAAAAUGGCAUGAAACAGCUGAUAAUCGUUCCUGCUGUGACUACUCCCUCCACGUGGAUAUUCCUCAAUGGAAUGAAGGAAUCAAGGAAGAGUUGGAGAUCCUGGUACAAGAGAAAGAUAUCAAUUCAUUUCAAGUUUACAUGGCAUACAAGGAUAUGUUCCAGCUGACAGACAGCGAGCUUUAUGAGGCUUUUAGUUUCCUAAAGGACCUGGGUGCUGUCAUUAUGGUCCAUGCAGAAAAUGGAGAGUUGAUUGCAGAGGAGCAAAAGCGGAUCUUGGCACUGGGAAUAACAGGACCCGAAGGCCAUGUGUUGAGCAGGCCAGAAGAGCUGGAGGCUGAGGCUGUUUACCGGGCUAUCACUAUCUCCAAUCGGAUCAACUGUCCCUUGUACAUCACCAAGGUGAUGAGUAAGAGUGCAGCGGAUGUGAUUGCCCAGGCCAGAAAGAAAGGAGCUGUUGUUUUUGGAGAGCCGAUCACUGCAAGCCUUGGGACAGACGGAACACAUUAUUGGAGCAGAAACUGGGCCAAGGCUGCGGCCUUUGUGGCAUCACCUCCUCUGAGUCCUGACUCCUCAACACCUGACCACCUGAGUUCACUGUUAGCCUGUGGAGAUCUGCAAGUUACAGGAAGUGGUCACAGUACAUUUACCACUGCUCAGAAAGCCAUUGGAAAAGAUAACUUCUGCUUAAUUCCUGAAGGCACCAAUGGUAUUGAAGAAAGAAUGAGUAUUAUCUGGGAAAAAGCUGUGACCACAGGGAAAAUGGAUGAGAAUCAAUUUGUCGCAGUGACCAGCGCCAAUGCUGCCAAAAUCUUUAACCUCUAUCCAAGGAAGGGAAGGAUAGCUGUGGGAUCUGAUGCUGAUCUCGUCAUCUGGGACCCAGACACUGUUAAAACAAUCUCUGCCAAAACACACCGCUCGGCUGUGGAAUACAAUAUAUUUGAGGGUAUGGAAUGCCGUGGUGCUCCCUUGGUUGUUAUCAGUCAAGGGAAUAUUGUCCUGGAAGAUGGCAAACUGUAUGUUAAUCAGGGAACUGGCCGCUUCAUUCCCCGUAAGCCAUUCCCUGAACAUAUCUACCAGCGUAUUAAGAUCCGCAACAAGUCGACGGAAUUGCAUCCUGUGUCUCGAGGGAUGUAUGAUGGCCCUGUGUAUGAUCUCCCAAUUACUCCCAAGUUUGCCACGCCAGCUCCUUCGACCAAGUCAUCCCCUACAAAAGUUAACCCUCCACCGCUGCGGAACCUGCAUCAGUCUGGGUUUAGUUUAUCAGGUGCGCAGUUUGAUGACAACAUUCCUCGUCGGUCUGGACAUCGUAUUGUCAAUCCUCCAGGUGGCCGUUCUAAUAUCACCAGCUUAGGGUGACCAGGACUGGAAGGUGGAGCUGCUGGUAGCUGCUACAGGCAGUUUAUCUACUUACAGGGGAAUUCAGUGUAAUGAAAAAACAAUUUACUCCGGUAUUUCAGUGAAAGAAACAAAACAAAGUGUGCGUAUGUAUGUGUGUGUUUGCCCUAUAGAAUGAGGUGAAUUAUGUGAUGUGUUUUUGCUUGGAAUUGGCCAUCACGCAGUUGUUUCAUGCCACUUAGCAUGCUGCUUUUAUUAGCAUAGCCCUUAAUGAACCGGUUUAGAGAUGCUCCUUGUAAUUUAAUAAGGAUUCUUUGCACAUUUUAGCUGUUAUGAUAUGUUAGUGCAUGAUCUUCAGAAAUGUAAUUUCUGUUUUGUGUAAAGAGUAAUGAAAACUCUUUUGACAAAACUGCGGAGAAUAUAGCCAGAAAUCUUUGUGGUGUGGAUUUCUGGCACAGUACGCUGAAUUGCCGGGAAAAAUAUAAUCAGGAAUAGGAAAACUGAAAUAUUUCUAUGAAUGUGCAAAGUUUACUUUCUUACUGGCUUUAGUUGAAGUCAGUCUUAUCAUAGCAUAGACAUUGAAGCACACACAUAAAGAGUUAGUUAUGCAGUUAUAGUUACCUCACAUGUUAAUAGGGAGUGAAACCGACAAUAAAAGUCUUAAUCGUUUUGGAGUUUAUGUAGCGACUUUGACUUGUAAUCAUGAGACAUUGUUUCAGCCUCCUUUGGUUUGCUGUAAAGCUUUACCAUUUCUUCUGUCAUUUUUCAAUGCUUCAGAACAAGCUUAAGAAUGGGAGUUUUAGCAUAAUAGAGUUAAGUUGUUUUAUUUGAAUUGUCGUGUAAGUGCAAGAAAUGUCCCAUCAAUGAAGGGUGACAACCACUAACUACAUCAUGAAUUUGAGCCACCUUUCAGUCUUAAGCUACUGUGACAUUUUAAAAAACUUUUUGAUACUGAUGCAUCCUUUGUAUUCAUAUACAUUUGUACUUAAUAUCUCAAACUGAAUACUCUGGUGUUGUGACUGUACACUUGAGCCUGAAGGCUGUGAAUAAAUUAUGCUUCAAAGUUGAA